This is a messenger RNA of Oldenlandia corymbosa var. corymbosa, 3255 nucleotides long. The record is from the annotation of a GenBank genome assembly. NCBI's taxonomy places the organism in Eukaryota, Viridiplantae, Streptophyta, Magnoliopsida, Gentianales, Rubiaceae.
GUAGUAAAUAAUUGGGUUCAAUUUGUCUCACAUCCUGAUUUGUCUUUAUAUAUCCCCCUUGCAAACUUCGGCUACACACUUCUUUUACAUACAGACUGCAGAGCACUAUUUUUUCAGUCCUCCUGAUUAAUUCUUCCUGGUUAGGAUUCCUUUCAGAGAUUCAUUGAAUCAUCGAUUCCCUCAACUGGGUCAUACAUAUUCCAACCUCAAAACAUUCCUUGCAAAAAAUUGACUCCCAAUUCAAAGAUCAUCAAGAAGAAUUGUGGAUGUUUCCUCAGUGUUAAAUGAUAAUACAUAUACAGCUACUUCGUUCCCCCAGAACUCUCCCCAAUUUGUCUUCUUUCUCCUAAUGGAAGAUAUAGAUAUGAUUUUUACAUUACAUUCAGUUUCAACGCUUUGGUGUGCUCGAAUGCUCUCUUUCUGGUUUGCUCCAACCACUCGCCCUCCUGGCCUAGAUCCUUAAAAACAUAUUUCAUUUGAUUGGUAACUUCUGAAUUCUUUGCUUUGUAGUAGCUCUUUUGUGGUAGCCCGGAAGUUAGAACUGAAAAAGGUUGAUCUUUGAAUUGGGAAACUCCAGGGUACACAUGAAUUCUUGACGAUACACAGAUUGUUCUUGCAUUGAAUUAUUGAUUUAUUGGUAGCCCGGAAGUCGAAUACUGCAUUUUGACCAUAGAUUGCCUUUUUGGGAUUCAACUUUACUGUAGAGCACUCAUUUCCGGGUGAAUCGUUUGGUUGAAUUCGAACCAAAUUGCUAAAAGUUAGGAUUUUUAGUCUUGUUAACAUACACAUUGGAAUUUACUUUGAGCUCUGAUAUACUCUCUCGGGUGCUUAUGUUGGAAUGAAAAAUGUGUAAUUUCAAUGGCUGGCGUUGAUGCUGAAUUGUUGAGUAGGAGCAACGUAUACUGAAUUGUUCAAGGCUUAAAUUCUUAUCAGUUUUGAGGAACUUAAAGUGAUUGUGGUGGGAAUUUGGAUACUGAUCAUAUGUCAGCUUCUCAAGCUUUAGUACUGGAUCGUGAGAGAGGGGAGUUGGUGAAAUCUUCUUCGAAAGUGGGGAAGAAAGGUGACCUAUCAGAGGCUAAAACAGCAGCAGCUCUGAAAAGCCACAGUGAGGCAGAAAGAAGGAGAAGAGAGAGGAUCAACAGUCAUCUAGCCACGCUUCGCGGUCUUGUCCCUGUAAAUGAAAAGGUUUGUACAAUUUUGAUCUGUUUUUACCAAUUCUUCUGAAUAUCUUAUAAUGAAAAGGCUAAUGAAUGUUUGAUAUCUAGGGAGUUCGUGUGCUUAACUUUUAGGUGCUUCCACUAACACAACACUUUUGAUCAAAAGGUUACAACUUCUGGUGAUCUCCUAAAGUAUGAGAAUAGUAUUGACUUAUACAAAGGACUCUUAGUUACAUCUGGAUCUAACAAACCUUUUUCAAGGUUUAUCUACGUUUAUGACAGCAUACAUGUAUAGUUGCUACUCUGCUUAUAGUAUUAUUGCUGCAGAUUCUUCCAUUUCAUCAGAAUAACUGUGUAUCUGCACCUCAUGGUACAUGCUGAUAAAUUUUUAUCUAAUUCUGUAUCAUUGUCAAUUUGUGAAACCAUGGCUGCUGGAUUUCAAACCAUUUGUGGUUUAUGUUUGUAUUUUAUUAGCCUAUGCAGGUGUAUUGUGAAUGAGUUUUAAUAUGGCAUCUCUGUGUCACUUUAUCGGUUCAUCAGUUCUUUCCCCUUUUGUUACUGAGGUCAAUGGAUGUGCUAUACUUCUGUUUGUGCUGAGGAUUGUUCUUGCUUCUGUUAAAGGAGAUGUAAAACAUCUGUUACUGACUCUAGAUAUAUAAAUUUCAAAAAACCAACAAUGAUACGUCACUAAUUUUACUUUACUCAGGUCUAUUGCUGUUUUAAAUACUUUUAUGGUAUGCAUUGAAGUUUGUACCCUGCAAAAAUAUAUUCUAACAUCCAGAGUCAAAUUUAAAGCUUAUAUAAUACUCUAUAUAAUGUAGUUUACAAAAAUCAAGCCAUUUCAGCUGGUGCAGUAUGGAUUCAUGACUGAUUAAUAUUAUAAAGUUGUGUUGCACACAUUGACUCAUUCAUAUCUUCACAUAAGGGUAGUUCAAUUAUAGCGCAAUGAUAACAUAUGAUUUUGGCCUACUUUUAGCGUAGUGAACGAGGGAGCAGUUGUGGCACUUCUCUAAGAUGAGAACAUUGACUUGAUAAAGCCACCUAAAUUUGUUUUAUUGUUAGUCCAAUCUAGUCAAAGGAAGGUGUGACUGUUUUGGCCUUUUUUUAACUGAUCUUGUCUUUUGUCUAAUCUAUUGCUUUGUGUGAGAUGGCAGCUCAGAGUAGCAGUCAAAACCAAUAAGCUUUUACUUGUUUUCAUCUCCUUUUUUUUUUUUUUAUAUAUAUUGCAUUUGUUUGAUGAAAAUUGUUUUUGAUUUGGCAUCAACUGCUAUAAAUAACGUGGUUGUACGAACACCGGUGUGGCGCUUGUUGUUGCUAUAGUCAAUGUCCUGACUCCAAUUAAGAGCAGUAACGGGAAACCCCUUUGUAAAAUGAUGGACAAGGCAACCUUACUGGCUGAAGUUAUUACCCAUGUGAAGCAAAUGCAGAAAACAGCUGACCAAGUUAGUGAUGGUUUCUUUAUUCCUCUGGACUCUGAUGAAGUGCGAGUUGAACAGCUUGAAAAGAUACCUGGGGAAGAAGCUUCAUUUAGGGCGUCAAUCUGCUGUGAUUAUAGGCCUGGACUGUUGUCUGAUUUAAGAAAAACACUCGUCGCGCUUAACGUUUCCAUGGUCAGGUCGGAACUCUCUACAUUGGAAGGUCGCUUGAUGAUUGUAUUUUUCUUCUCAGCAAACAGAAGAAAGGACUUGAGCAGCACUAAGGAUGAUGAAGAACUCAAGCGGUCAGUUCACCAGGCUCUGAGUUCGACUGUGGAAAAGUUCACGGUAUCAUUAGAUUAUUCACCCCGGAUAAUAUGGCCGAACAAGAAGCGAAAGAUUUCUCAUCUUGAGUCAUCAAGCUCAUCCUCAUGAGCAUCAUAAUGCCACAAAAGAUCACAAGCAUAGCGGGCUCCACUUCCAGUAUUACCCUGUGGUAAUCAUGAAUCUCGUUAAAUUGAUUUCCAACUUUAGGGAGGGAACAUGUAAUGAAUUAAAGAGAUCUCUCAUAGUCUCAUUACCAUGGUUUAAGAAUGUGGGUGUAUGUUGAUUGAGAUUGUAUAAUACAUUUUCACUAUGAAAGUAAAUGGAACCUGGAAAUGGAUUUUUCUUUUUACUCAUGC